UAACACCUGCUCAAUGCGGCAACUACGAUGCGCAUAUCAAUUAGACUGAUAGAUGCAGUGGAAGGCAGAUAAAAAGGCUCUCUGCCUUGCUAGAGCACGACAGGUGCUUCGUUGCAUUCGUCUUGGUCUCUACUCGACGCGUCGCCUGGUUAACAUUGUAUCGUUCUUGCGUCCUGCAAGUGCGUCCUCGUCGCCAUGCGCUCUUUCGCGAUCCUCGCUGCGGCGCUGCCAUUGAUUCACGCCAUCGACCCUCCGCGCAUGCCACACCAACCUCUCGGCAAUGGCACUAAACGUCUGAGCUAUAACGAGACUACCAACGCUCCUGGUUCUUUGACGCCCUCAACCCGAUCUUUCACUUGGGUUGGCACCGGAGAGGAUGGCGACUACAUCUACACAGCCGCAUCUGGAGACUUUGUCUUCGAGAACGUCGCCACCGGCGAAUCCUCGACUUUCAUCUCGGCUGAUCAGGUCCCGGCUGACUACUGGGACUACUUCAUCUCGCCCGACGCGACCAAGGUCAUGUGGGCUGUCAACUACACCAAGCAGUACCGCCAUUCUUACUUUGCCGACUACUUGAUUAUGGACGUUGCGACUGGAGAGUCCGUAUCUCUUGACCCUGAGUCCGUCGGCGAUAUUCAGUACGCCGAAUGGAGCCCGGUUUCGUCGUCUCAGGUUGCCUUCGUCAAGGGCAACAACCUGUACAUGUCUACCAACGGCACUAUCUCCCAGAUCACGGAAGAUGGAGGUCCCGACUACUUCAACGCUAUUCCUGAUUGGGUUUACGAGGAGGAGAUCUUUGGCGAUCGCUACACUCUAUGGUUCUCACCUGAUGGAACUAGAAUCGCUUUCCUCAGCUUCAACGAGACUGGCGUUGGCACAUUCAGGAUUCCAUACUAUAUUGAAGACGAUGCUGAAUACGUCCCCGUUUACCCCAACGAACUGGAGCUCCGCUACCCCAAGGUUGGCACUAAGAACCCCACAGUGGUCAUGAACUUGCUUGAUGUGGAGUCUGGCGAAUACACCAACGUCCCCAUUGAUGCUUUCCCAGAGGACGAUCUCGUCAUUGGCGAAGUUGUCUGGCUUACUGAGGAGCACAGCAAGGUCAUGUACCGUGCUUACAACCGUGUCCAAGACAUGGAGAAGCUGGUACUCGUUGAUGUUGAAGCUGGGUCAUCCAAGGUCACUCGCGAGCGUGACGGUACCGAUGGAUGGCUAGAGAACUUGAUGCAGGUUCGAUACAUCGGAGCUGUUGAGACUGUGAACGCGUCCUACGGAAACGCUACCGAGUACUACAUGGACCUUUCUGAUAUGAGCGGCUGGGCGCACAUCUACCUCUUCCCUGUCAGCGGCGGAGAGCCCAUUGCGCUAACAUCUGGCGAAUGGGAAGUUCUCAGUGUUCUCAAGGUUGACUACUCUCGUGGACUCAUCUACUACACCUCCACCGAACAUCACAGUGCUGAGUCCCACAUGUAUUCCGUCAGCUUUUCCGGCGAGAAGACUGCCCUGGUCGACGACACCGUGACCGCUUUCUGGACCGCAUCGUUCUCUUCCGGUGGCUCAUACUAUGUCUCUCGUUAUGCUGGUCCCGACGUGCCAUACCAGGAGCUCUACUCCAUCAACUCCACCGAGCCAAUUCGCACGAUCGUCAACAACACUGCGCUUUACGAGAAGCUUCAGGGCUACGCUCUCCCCAACAUCACGUACCUCGAUAUGGAGCACCCUUCCGGAUACACCCUGGAUGCCAUGCUCCGUCUUCCACCCAACUUUGACCCCAGCAAGAAGUACCCUCUCAUUCUCCUUCCAUACGGUGGUCCCAACGCCAAGGAGGUACAAAAGUCCUUCAACGCACUCAACUGGAAGGCUUACAUUGCAUCUGAUCCCGAGCUCGAAUACGUGACUCUCACAGUCGACAACCGUGGUACCGGUCGUAAGGGUCGUGCUUUCCGAUCUCUCGUCACCUCUAACCUCGGUGAACUCGAGGCUGAAGACCAGAUCUGGGCUGCCAAGGAGAUGGCAAAGAACGAGUGGAUCGACAGCGAGCACAUUGGUAUCUGGGGUUGGUCGUACGGUGGCUACCUCUCCUCCAAGGUCGUCGAGGUCGGCGACCCAAUCAUCAGCUACGCCAUGAUCACCGCCCCUGUCAGUGAUUGGCGCUUCUACGACUCCCUCUACACUGAGCGUUACAUGAAGACACCCGACAUCAACCCUGAAGGCUACAACCGCAGCCGUGUUCACGACGCCACUGGCUUCAAGAACAUCGCUGGUGGCGUAGUCAUUCAACACGGUACUGGCGAUGACAACGUGCACUUCCAGAACUCGGCUGCGUUGGUCGACCUGCUCAUGGUCAACCAGGUCACACCUGAGAAGAUGCAGAACACGUUCUUCACCGAUAGUGACCACAGCAUCAACUUCCACAACAACGGCAAGUUCUUGUACAAGCAGCUGAGCAAGAAGCUAUACGAGGAGAAGGCUCGUAAGGGUGACAGCUUCGGCGGACAUCAGUGGAGCAAGAGGGCUUUGGGACGGAAAUGGAGGGCUUGAAAGCGCUUCAAGUUAAGUCAAAAGUCCCGUAAUCUUUAGUUCCAACAAUGCUAUAAUGUAAUGAUUGUCCAAAGCUCUACCGACUAUCACUCCAAAUCUUAUCCUGUCAAGCACUUUUUUCACUACUUACCUUGUUUCGAACGAUGAUACCUUCGUCGGGGUCGUCAUUAUCUCGUUCCAGACGAAGUAACCCCUCCAGAUCGACAGUACCGCGUGGAGAGCACGAUGUGUGAAGGCAUCAAGGGCAGGCAUGGCGAA
Molecule: messenger RNA, 2799 nt
Organism: Alternaria rosae
Lineage: Eukaryota; Fungi; Ascomycota; Dothideomycetes; Pleosporales; Pleosporaceae
Product: seprase
Exons: 1
Coding region: 196-2541 (781 amino acids)
Biological process (GO): proteolysis
Molecular function (GO): dipeptidyl-peptidase activity; serine-type endopeptidase activity
Source: RefSeq, a predicted model, not a curated record